AUGAACACCACGAACGGAAUCAAGACUGCUAAGGAUUUCGAAGGAUAUCAAGAAGAGGCGACGCUCAAGGAAUUGGUUGGCAAGAAUGGAGACAUUGAAAAUGUGAUCGAAGAUUCUGAAAACAUUAUUUCGUCGAAUUUUUUGGAUUUCUUUUUGAAUGACGAAGCAGUGGAACCAGCAGACAACGAAUGCACGGAGAAGAAUCUCAUCAACAUGCUCGACGACAUUUGCUCAGAAUCCCCACCAUCGGAUGUCUCGGGAACAAUUUUGAAUCCAGACGUGUUCACGACUGAUAAUAAAAUGUUGCGGGAGAAUGUUGUCGACAAGGAAAACAAGGAUCCUUUCGGAAAUGGAUUGGGUGCACGUUGGUCUUACAAUGUUGCCUCGUUUGGACUUUACCCAGAUCAACAAAAGGAUUCAUCAAUCAGAGCCAUUCGAUCUGGGGAAAAGAAGAGAAUUUUGAAGGCUAAAAAACCAUAUAACAUCCCAGCUCCAGUUCUAGUCAACCCGGAUUUCUCUUCCCAAGAAGUCACACACAUCCUGGAUACCCCAGUCUCCGGAGUGAUCAACACGAAAGAAGUUGUGGGAGACACCAAAACAUGGUUGAAGAAGGCAGGAAUUAAUCAAACAACGUUCGCGGAGAAGGUGCUGGAAAAAACUCAAGGUCACUUUUCGGCGAUUUCGAGGAAUCCGGCACCAUGGGAGGAGCUCUUGGCACCUGGAAGAGCCGUCUUUGUGAGGAUGUACAACUGGAUGAAACUGUCGGAUGAGGAGAAAAACAAGAUUCUGAGUGUAGAGGAGGUAAGUAGGAAAAAGGAUUUGCAGGAAAAAAUGAAGAAGACUCGAUUCACUUUUCCGAAGGAGCAGAUGGAGGUUCUGAUGGGAAUAUACGAGGUCAACGACCGUCCAGGUAAAGAAUUAAUUGAAGAUCUUGCAGAAAAGUUCAGUCUCUCUUCCAAUCAAAUCAAGGACUUCUUCCUAAACAGACGUCGGCGUGCCAAGAAAUAUAACUUGUAA
This is a messenger RNA of Caenorhabditis remanei, 1017 nucleotides long. RefSeq lists its product as uncharacterized. Gene Ontology annotation, cellular component: nucleus. NCBI's taxonomy places the organism in Eukaryota, Metazoa, Nematoda, Chromadorea, Rhabditida, Rhabditidae. The coding region runs from base 1 to 1017 and encodes 338 amino acids. Gene Ontology annotation, biological process: regulation of transcription by RNA polymerase II. The record is from RefSeq and is a predicted model, not a curated record. Gene Ontology annotation, molecular function: RNA polymerase II cis-regulatory region sequence-specific DNA binding; DNA-binding transcription factor activity, RNA polymerase II-specific. The transcript has 2 exons.